AUGUUCAUCGCCACGCUCAUCGCUCACUACAAGUUGAACAGACCCACAUACAUUACUAUUGUUUAUUCAUUCAUUCCGCAGACCCUCAAGCAUCCGAACCUCGUGAACCUCCUGGAGGUGUUCAGGAGGAAGCGCCGGAUCCACCUGGUGUUUGAGUUUUGCGAGAACACCGUUCUGAGCGAGCUGGAGCGCCAUCCUCGUGGGCUCCCUGACGCACACGUGAGGAAGUACACCUGGCAGAUUCUGCAGGCUGUGAACUACUGCCACAAGCACAACUGCAUCCACAGAGACGUGAAACCGGAGAACAUCCUCAUCACUAAACACGGCGUCGUCAAGCUGUGUGACUUUGGAUUUGCCAGAUUGCUGACGGGCCAGGAGGACCGCUAUACGGACUACGUGGCCACGCGCUGGUACCGCGCGCCCGAGCUGCUGGUCGGGGACACCCAGUACGGCCCGGCCGUCGACGUGUGGGCCGCCGGGUGCGUCUUCGCCGAGAUGCUGUGCGGAAACGCCCUGUGGCCCGGCAACUCGGACCUGCACCAGCUGCACCUCAUCACCAAGACCCUGGGAGACCUCAUACCAUGGCAUAAGCAAGUCUUCAUGUCGAACCAGUUUUUCAGCGGGGUCUCCAUCCCUGAUCCCAUCAAAUUGGAGCCUCUCGAGGAGAGAUUCCCACGGAUUUCUGCACCCAGCCUUAGCCUCAUGAAGAGCUGCCUGAAAAUGGACCCCGCGGGACGGCUGACGACCGCGGGUCUGCUGGAGCAGCCGUACUUCGACGGCUUCCGUGAGGACACGGACAGGGCCAGGGACGAGGCGGAGCGAGCGAACCACAAGGGAGACCGGGCCACGCGCCGGGGGCCCGCGAUACAGCCUCUACCGCAGCUGAUGGGAAACAAUCCUGUCUUACCCGUGCCAGAAAGCCGCAAAUAUUUCCGUUCCAAGUACAACCACCUUCCCAACAUCGGCGCGCCCUACAGAGAUGGCCAUUUCGGUGGGCUGCGUUAACUUUAAAAGUUCUAAAUAAAGAUUUGCCAAGAGAGGAAACCUCCCCAUAAACAAACGGAGCCAUGGUCAUUCGAAGAGAUUUAUAUCCGCAUUAUAUUUCCCCAUUAUUUGGAUUACCAAUGACCAGAAAAACAUUACAAGACUGGUGAGCGUCCAUUCAAAGUAUGAAUUUGCAUUUUUAUAAUUGUGCUCUUGUAUUGCCGAGAUGACGUAUGUACUCUAAUAUUGUAUAGAUGUGCUCCUGAUUGAAAUCAGACUUUAUCUAACCAAAUUAAUUUAGCAUCUGCAGUGUGAUCUAUGAUUGAGUCUAAUCAAUGGUGACGAUAAUCACACACACGGUGCAGCUGACCUUCUCGAAGGUUCAAAGGUUGAAUAUUUUGACGUUAAAUUCGGUGCCACAACAUUGCGAAUUUUGGUUUGUUGCCAGCUCAGAGCCAUAAGCAAUAGAAACGAUUCUUCGCGAUGUGAUCCAUUUAUUCAUCGAGUGACGGCCGGGGAUGAAUAUGAACCACCCACAACACCGCCUCUGUCUCAAAAAGACUGAAGCGUUAUAACGGAGACAUUCUGCUUUAUAACGGAGGCAUUCUGCUUUAUAAUGGAGGCAUUCUGCUUUAUAACGGAGGCAUUCUGCUUUAUAACGGAGGCAUUCCGCUUUAUAACGGAGGCAUUCUGCUUUAUAACGGAGGCAUUCUGCGCUAUAACGGAGGCAUUAUGCUAUAAACGGAGGCAUUCUGCUUUAUAACGGAGGCAUUCUGCUUUAUAACGGAGGCGUUCUGUUUUAUAAGAGAGGCGUUCUGCUUUAUAACGGAGGCAUUCUGCUUUAUAAUGGAGGCAUUCUGCUUUACAACGGAGGCAUUCCGCUUUAUAACGGAGGCAUUCUGCGUUAUAACGGAGGCAUUCUGCGUUAUAACGGAGGCAUUCUGCUAUAUAACGGAGGCAUUCUGCUUUAUAACGGAGGCAUUCUGCUUUAUAACGGAGGCAUUCUGCUAUAUAACGGAGGCAUUCUGCGUUAUAACGGAGGCAUUCUGCUAUAUAACGGAGGCAUUCUGCUUUAUAACGGAGGCAUUCUGCUUUAUAACGGAGGCAUUCUGCUUUAUAACGGAGGCAUUCUGCUUUAUAACGGAGGCAUUCCGCAUUGCGCUAAAACUGUUCCCAUUUGGGUUGAUAUCUCGGAAGUGGCCGUGUUGCUAUUGUAUAUUAUCGAUUUUUGAUUCACGUGGUUUUACUGCAACCGUUUACUAUGUACGCCCAUGUAAUUAAACAUAUACUCUAUGAA
Lethenteron reissneri (Far Eastern brook lamprey) is the source of this 2281-nucleotide messenger RNA. RefSeq names its product cyclin-dependent kinase-like 1. Gene Ontology annotation, molecular function: ATP binding; protein kinase activity. The record is from RefSeq and is a predicted model, not a curated record. Gene Ontology annotation, biological process: protein phosphorylation. NCBI's taxonomy places the organism in Eukaryota, Metazoa, Chordata, Hyperoartia, Petromyzontiformes, Petromyzontidae.